This is a messenger RNA of Acanthosepion pharaonis, 1260 nucleotides long. Lineage: Eukaryota; Metazoa; Mollusca; Cephalopoda; Sepiida; Sepiidae. The record is from the annotation of a GenBank genome assembly.
AUGCCCUUGGAAGAUUACCUUCAGCCAGGUUAUCUCACCCAGAUCCUUGGGGAAGGCCAUGGAAAUAUGUCCCUGCUAGACUGUAUUAUGAUGGGUCUCAUAAACCUUAAGACAGAAUCUCCUCUUAGGACCGUCAAUUUCACAGGAUUCAAAAACGAUAAAAAAUUAUGUCGGGAGUUGACACGGCUUCCAAUUCUUUGGCUUCAUCCAAAUGACCGAAAGGUGGAUUACAUUCAUGGAAUUAUUAGUAAAACUAUUGAAAUCACACCAGACAGAGUGUUAAGGUAUCUUAAUAGAAUAGCAUCAAUUUAUUCAAAUAUGGAUCCAUAUAUUAAACAUGGAAACAAUACACGUCCAAUAAAAAUAAGCAUUAACUGUAAAGUGACAUUGGAUGAUGUUCCCAUUGGAAUUGUUCUUCAAGAAGUUACACCAUUUCGUUUUGACUGUACUCGGCUAUGGAUGGAGCCAAUUGCAGAAAUCUACCUCCCUCUCCGGAACAUUCCUUUUAUUAUUAAUGCUCAGGGCAUUACUCAUCUUGAAAUUGAAGAUCAGAAUCUAUGUGCAGAUUCUGUUAGGUUUAAUGACAUGCUUGAAGGCCUUUUGCUAUUGCCAGAUUUAAUUGUGCUGAGCCUUCCAAACACAAUUCAUGUUAAUGAUAACCCAGAAAAUGUUGUCCAGCUAAACCAAAUCCUCCAAUCUCUCACCAAGCUAAAAAAACUCAAUCUCCCUUCCUGCAACCUCCGUGAUUCUCUUGAGCUCUUAAUUGGUAAUUUAACACAGCUAUUCGAUUGCCUGAACCUUCGUGACUGCCGCCUUAAUGAAACUGAUCUUGUCUUUCUUGUUAACUGGCCUCUUCUACCUGGCUUGCAUGAGUUGAAUUUGAGUCGAAAUAACUUAAAGUCUGUAGCAUCCAUUUGUGUCAGUCUGUUGGAGAAGAUGCCAAGGAUUACUUGUUUCUCAAUCUCCUAUUGCUGUCUUGGCCCACAUAUGAUCCAGAGGGUAACUGAAAAGUGUAGUGAGUGUCUUGAACUGAAAACAUUGGCUAUACAAACAUUCACACCACUUCCAUUCAGUGAUGUUCGUGAUAUUCUUCAUGGAUGUGCACAAAUCAAAGUUUUGCAGAUCUGCACCAUCGUUCCUGAAACAUAUGCAUUUCCUGGGGCAGAUGACGAGAUUCGAAUGCACAACCGAGAACUCUUUGUUGCAUCCUGUCAGGUUUACUUACAGGAAUUUGGCCGACCUGAUAUUGAAAUCGAAUGA